GGCGCAAAUGCCAAAUAUUUAUCUAUCUCGAGAUCGACUUUUAUUUUAUUUUAUCUCGUGAGCUUGCGAUUGUGACGUUUUUAUUUAUAUUGUAUUGACCUUGUUUCGUGUUUGUUUAUAAUUAUUGUUGUAGUUUGACAACUAGUUAUAGGCUCAGAAUAUUACGCAUGGUUACAACCUACAGUACAAUUGUCAAUAUUUAAAUUCCGGAAGACUAGUUAGACGAAGCAAAUAAAAUAUAUACGAUUGAUGCAACUUCAUCAAUUAAUUUAUCUAGCUAGUAUCAAUUAGCGUCGAGACGUUUCUAAUUUAUGAGUGAGAAGCAAUAAAGUUUAUUUGCACGUUGUCAUGAGAGCAAGGUCAAUUACUUCGCGGCUUCCCGCGUGCGCUGCCCCGCCGGCUCCUCGUGUGAUGGCCAUGUGAGUUGCUUGUAAUUCGGCCUUCGGAGGUAUAAUCUGGUUAGCGCUAGCUGGGUGGUACGGACUUGGAGUCAGUAGUAUUUACGAAUUAGUCGAGAGUUUAAGCGUGGUGUGUAAGCUCCGCAGUCUGCACUCGGCAGCGAACUGCGAGUCUCGCGAUCUCAAACAUUCGAUCAUCGUCAGGGCUUAAACCGUAUACCAUGAAGCACACAGAGGAUUACCGUAAUGGUGAUGUCGGGAGCGGCGCGUCCACCGCAUCGCGGUCGGACGACAGCGAGGGCGAGGAGGCCAGCGCGCUGGAGCAGGAGCUGUCGCUGGAGGAGGGCCCGGAGGCGGCGGCGCGCGUGCUGCUGGCGCUCAACGCGCUGCGGCGCGCGCGGCAGCACUACGACGUGGUGCUGGAGGCGGGCGGCCGCGAGCUGCCCGCGCACCGCGCAGUGCUGGCCGCCGCCGCGCACGCGCUGCUGGCCCUGCUGCCCGCGCCCGCCGAGGCGCCGGCCCUGCUGCGCCUGCCCGACCUGGACCCCGACGCGCUGGCCACGCUCGUCGACUACAUGUACACGGGGACGCUGCGCGUGCCCGACGUGGCGGCCGCGCGCCGCCUGUACUGUGCCGCCGCGCGCCUGCGCGUGGAGCCGGCGCGCGCGCACCUCGCCGACCGCCUGCUGCGCCGCCUCUCGCCGCAGGACUGCCUGCAGCUGCGCGCGCUGCCCGACCUCUCCGCGGCGCACCGCGCGCAGCUCGACGCCUACAUCGCGCACAACUUCGACGAGGUGUGCGCGGCGGGCGCGCUGGCGGCGCUGCCUCUGCUGCGGGUGGAGCUGCUGCGGGAGACGAGCUCGGACGGCUGCGAGGAGACGCCCGCCGCGCUGGCGGACGCCGCGCUCGCCUGGCUCAAGUCGCGCCUCGCCAUAUACUACGACGUGGAGGAGCUGUGCUCGCGCGUGCACCUGCUGUACGUGGACGCCGGCGGCGCGCUGCGGGACUGCGGCGAGCUGCCCGCCGCCGACGGCGACGCGCCGGAGCUGGAGGAGUACCGGCGGGAAGCGCGGGAGAGAGAGCGCGCCGGCAGGAGGCGCACGGCGGCGGAGUCGAGCGGCGGCGGCGACGAGUGGGCCGUGGUGGCGUGUCGCGCGGGCGGCGGCGCCACGCGCGCGGUGGUCGCGCUGCGCGGCCGGCUGGCGGCGGCGCGGGUGGCGUGGCGGGCGACCAGCGCCUCCGACACGCCGCGCGGCGGCAAGCUUGGAGGCCCCGCUGAUUAUUCCCCUCCGAUCCCUGAGGAGGGCGGCGCGAGACUGGCGUCGAUGUCGGUGGGGCGGUGCGCCGUGGGCUGCGCCGUGGUGGGCGGCCGCCUGGUGGUGUGCGGCGGCUACGACCGCGCCCGCGCGCUGCGCGCCGUGGAGGCCUUCCGGCCGCAGACCAACGCGUGGCGGCCGCUGCCCGACAUGCGGCGCGCGCGGGCCCGCCUGUGUGCGGCGCGCCUGCGGGGCCGCCUGUACGUGCUGGGCGGCUCGGACGGCUACACGGAGCUGGACUCGGUGGACGUCUAUGAGGAGGGCGGGGAGAGCGGCGAGGGCGGCGGCAAGUGGGCCAGUGCAGCGCCGCUGCCGGUGGCGCGGCAGUACGCGGCGGCCGCGGCCGACGAGACCAGCGGCACGCUGCUGGUGGUGGGCGGCGCCGCGGGCGGGCGCUCCCUGCGCCGCGUGCACCGCUACUGCGCCGAGCGCGGCGAGUGGAGCGAGGCGCCGCCGCUGGCGCAGGGCCGCUCGCAGGGCGCCGCCGCCGUGUGGGGCCGCGCCGCCUGGGUGCUGGGCGGCUGCGACGAGUGGCGCUGCCUGGCCUCCACCGAGCGCCUGCCGCUGGACGACGCGGGCGCCGCCUGGGCCGCCGGCCCGCCGCUGCCGACCGCGCGCCGCUCGGUGGGCGCGGCCGUGUGGCGCGGCGCGCUCGUGGCCGCGGGCGGCUCGGCCGGCUCGGCCUCGCUGCGCCAGGUGGACCUGCUGGGGGGCGCGGGGGGCGCGGCCGCGUGGCGGAGCGGGCCGCCGCUGCGCCGGCCGCGCGCCGCGCCCGCGCUGGCCGAGCUGGGCGGCGUGCUGUACGCGGCGGGCGGCUACUCCGGCAAGGAGUUCCUGGCGUGCGUGGAGCGCCUCACCGACCCGGGCGGCGCCUGGACGCAGCUCGUGCACGACGUGCUGCCCGCCGUACUUCCCGCGGAAUAUCCGAGUGCAGAUGAGACCAAACAGAAGAAAGUGGAGACAGAAGACGGAGCGGCCGCCAGUCCUCAAACCACCACGUGUUAGUUGCAGCCUCUAUCCACACGACGCCCGCUGACAAGACUUAUUCUUUGAUAAACUUAUUUUUGUAUAUAUUUGAGCAGUCGAUAUUAAGAUGUGUUAUAUUUGAUAAAUGGCCUCUAUUUGAUAUUGGUUUACGCUGUAUAAUUAUUAUUAUUCGGUGAUCUUUUAUUGAUGGUACCUUUAUAUACUAUUUCUAAACAAAGUGAGAUAAUAAAUGAAAUUCUUUUAUGUACCGAUAUAAAAUAUGAUAGCCAAUUUAGUUAUUGCCAAAUUUAAGCGUUGCAUUUUCGGCAUUCCCAUUAUUAGUUGAGUAUCAUGAUUUAAUUCGUGGCGUACAAAUUCCUGUACAGUGGCCACACUUUAUUGGAUCCUGUUCGUUAUAAUUGUCAGCAGAAAGUCUGCUGGUACACGAUCUCACUCUCGUAUCGUAUUAAGUUUUCUUUAUGUUCAGUAUGGAUGGUAAAAGUAAGAAGAAUCAUCUCACAUGGGAGAAAAGUUGAAAAAGUGUCCAAGUGUAUGCUGUAAAUAACAGUUUAAAAAUUUUCCACCUUGGCGCUGGUGUAGGCACAGAGUUUGGUAUGAAUGCAGCAAUUGGAGAUGAACUGAAGUAUGCCGAGUUAAAGUUUUUUUUUUAUAUUUAUUCAAUAGAAACAAAAGUUCGCAUUCAUAAAUUGUUUACAUAAACAGGAUAUUAAAUAUAUACAGCCAAUAUAGAUAUGAAAAUUAAUAAGGUAGGUACAACUAACAAUAUAAUUUGGUUACAGGUUUUUAAAUGUAUUGUUACAGAAUUUUUAAAUGAUGCUAAUGGUUUAAACGAUAAUUUUAAUAUCAUUGUCGACUAACGUGGUUAAUAAUUGAAAAUUUCAACAAUUUUUACGUUGUAUAAAAUAAUGUAUUGAAGAAUCGUUAUAUUUGGCGCUUCAUUUAAGAUUUACCCGUUGCUGAUGUGGCGCCACCCUAAUUUAAUGCAUUUUGACGGAAUUUUUCAUAUACACAGAUAAUUCUCCUUGCCUCUACCAUCAAUAUUGUUCAGGCUUUAUGGCUUAAUGAUAAAUAUUACAAUAGUGCCUUGAGGAUGAUGUAUUUAGCAAACUGUAUUGGCCGCAGAUUUGUAUCCAGUAUUAUUUAUGAAUGUGGCAAGAAUAACUGUUUUAGCAUUUUGAUGUUAAUGUUAUGUAGUGUGUGUAAUUUAUAAAUUAUUAAAAUUUUAAAAUGAAUAUAGCGUCUACCUCACGAAGCCAGACUCCAAAGUAUUGUUUGUUGUUAAAAUGACGGUAAAAUUAAAACACAGUCGGUGUUAUUACAAGACAUUGUUUUGUUAGACAGUCACCUGACAACAACAACGUCUAAAAGGGAGUUUAUCUUUUUCUAUUACAAAACAGUGUUUAGCUUGUGUUUAACAAAAUCUCGUUUAACACAAAACGAAGUGUACAGGAACAAUUAAAGGAACGGAACGCAAUUUUUGACAGCUGUCACCUAUCUGUCAUCACAUAAUCUUCCUAUUUAUCCGUUAGACACACCUUAGACAAGCUUCGAAUCGUGUUUAAAUAUAAGCAAUGUCAAAAGAUUGUUGAAGUUUAAAGAACAGAAGGACACAGAUUUGUAAUUGAAUUUUUUUAAAACAAGUGUUCAACACAUGUUUAACUUUUAUGUAAUAACACAGACAAUGUUUUUGAUGAAUACAUAUUGCUAUAUAAGCAUUUUAUAAAUAGUGAGUACAUUUUUCAUGUGAAGUUUGGAGUCUGCGUCUUCACAAAAUGCCUUUUUUCCAGUGCAACUGUUGCCUUUGGAGAACACCAAUAUCUUACGGAGCUUUAAAUUGUAAUUUAAUUUGGCAAGAAAGAACGAGCACUGUCAUACGAUGGCGUAUAACAGAAACUAUCAAGUAACUAUACUGGAAAUUACACUCCAUAUAUUACCUUCUCUCCAUUUUGACUCCUCCGGGGUCCAGAAUGGGCGGCAGGUGAUCUCUCCCUUCAGUCGGACACUCGCUUGCAACAGUAUUUUAUAUAAUGUAUAUCCUAUAAGGACUUAACAUAAGAUAUUUGUACAAUAAUAUCAUAUACUGACUCUUAAUUAUAGUAACAGACAUCACUCUGUGUUGGGUUACUGGGUUAUUUUCAACUUUUUUAUUUUAAUACAUACUUCUUAAGAAUGCAAUGCUAAUCCUGUGUCAAUACGAAUUAUAUUUUAAUGAACUUAUUAAGAGUGAGUAUUGUAAGUGUAAUCCGUAGUAUGAUGCAAGCCAGACUUGUCUGACAGGGACGGAUCACCGAUAGCUCACAAGUAUUGUUACUUGAUAUUAUGACAGCAAUAUUAAUUAGUUAAUACUUUUAUAUGUAAAACUAGCUUUAAUUAUAUCACUGAAUGUAGAACACGCGACUUGGUAAAUAUUGUCUGGAGCAGCGGUUAUCAGAGUUGUACAAACUAAACACAGAAACUGCUCUAUAUGAGAGUCGCCUUAAACAAUAUUUGCGUUCCGAUUUAGUGAAAUUUUGGUUUCGGUCCAAUAUGAAUAUCAAAUUUUAUUUGAAACUAGAUUUUCAGCCGUGCCCUUAAUAAAGAACAAGCAAAAUAAAAAUUCAGUCAUGGUAGAUUUGUUUCGUGUGUCCGUCUCACUAUGACGACUGGCCCGAGUGCUGCCUCACAAUACCAGAGAUGUAAGCGCGCCGCGGAUCAAGAACUGUCACGAUUGUGUAGCGCGCCCACGAAGCCGAUAUCAUUUUAGCCACGGACCUGUCUCUCAAAGCGCUUCUAGACAGGUUGUAGAUAAUUGAAGUGAAACUCGUUCCGUGAACGUAUUUAGCUUGUCGAGGCUAAUAGUUGCUUUCGGUAGAAUAUAAUGCUCCGUUGUAUAAUAAAUUUAAGGAGAAUAAGCCUCAAUAAAUAUUUAAUCUUACUCCUAUUUGACACUGUUGUUAAGAUCAUUGAACGCGAUCAACAAAUUUUUAAAACGACUAUUGGUUAACAAUAUGACCAUUAAUAUUACACGCAUAGACACGUUAUAAUGAAUGUUGUGUUAAUGUUCACAAUCAUUUCAUUAUAUUCAGCUAAAACUACUGACCAAAUUAUAGCCGGCUCGAAGGACCAGAAAGUAUUUGGAGGCCGUUACAACUGAGCCUCUCGAAUCCAAUGUGUUUUUUUUGUUGGUAAGCCAUUAAUUACACCUUUGAUUGCGAAGUUAUGGACUGAAUUUAUUACUUUAAAUGUAUAUGUGGAUAUCGCGAAAGGUGACUCCAUACGUUCCAUAAUUGUAUUUUGUUACUGAAUUCUUACUGAGUAAGUUUCCCUACUUAUUGCUAAGUAGGUAUAUAAUAAUGUAGCGUUUUAACAUAAAAGAUGUUUCAAACUUUAGUUCUUAGAAGCAAACCUUUGUGGUUUAUUACAACCUUCCCGAUAAAUGUAUUUCGUUUCGGAGCUUUGUGGACGAAAUACGAGGCCACACAAGACGCUGCUGCCCUCGUUUCCUUGACAGCAGUGUUCAACCGCCGUCUAUGUCAAUGAAAUUUGUGUAAUAAAUACUUAUUGUGAGUCAAGUACUUUGUUCUGCCGCAAAACAUCUAUAACGCUGUCUCGACUAGUCUCUCAAUAUUUUCAAGGGUUGUCACAAAAAUUUGGUCUAACAUGACGCUCAGCAAUUUAGUUUAGUUUAAAGUUAAAGUAAUAAUAUGAUAGUAAAUAGCAGUCAUGCUGUUAAGAGAUUAGCAAACGCGUGAAACUUAUUUCGUGUACCUGAAUAAGAGUACCGAUUUGCAAUCGAAUGAAUCGGUACAACCACGUAUAGCGCGGGCAGGUGGGGGACGCCGGUCUCCUUUAACGCUUUUCACUUUUUGUAUUUAUUACACACAUGGUUUCGGUUAGCAGGACGUGGCGUCUCGCCGCUGUGGUGUGAUCAUAGCACAGUGCGGUCGGGUGGUGGGUCUUAUAUUACAAUAGUAUUGCAUAUUCCAAUGUUGCAAAACGUCGCAUUGUGUAGCGAAGACGACCAAUUGUGUUGACUUUAUGUUGCCCUCGAUUUGUUUGUUACGUGUCCGACAUCUUAGACACCACUAUUGUUUCAGUAAACUAAUGAAUAUUUU
Leptidea sinapis is the source of this 6795-nucleotide messenger RNA. Its product is annotated as influenza virus NS1A-binding protein homolog. The transcript has 7 exons. Gene Ontology annotation, molecular function: protein binding. The record is from RefSeq and is a predicted model, not a curated record. Bases 620 to 2719 code for a protein of 699 amino acids. NCBI's taxonomy places the organism in Eukaryota, Metazoa, Arthropoda, Insecta, Lepidoptera, Pieridae.